GUUAACAAGACCGCCAUAUUCACCAGAGAAUGCUAGGAAAGUUCCAAGAUUCUCUACGUUCUUAAGGUUUGAUAUUUUGUCUUAGAGGUGUGAGCAAGACAAAGAGCCCACAUAGAUGACCCUGGGGACCAUGAACCAUGACAGUGACAAAGAUGACCUCAUACAGGUGAGAUGCCAUCUAGAGCCGCUGGUACACCAAGUGAGCGGCCACUCGUCCAUGUUUGUUUUGGAUGAUGUGACGGUCUGCAAACCACUCAUCGGUCGAGAGUAUCGCUUUUACCGGACUCUGCCGCAAGAAAUGAAGAAGUACACCCCAGAAUUUCAUGGCACACUCCAGGUGGUCCUUCAGGAAGUUGGGGACGGACUCUCACUCGCUGCAUUACCAAAUGAACAGAUGCCAUCCCUCAAGAGCAACCAGAGGGCACUCAAGCAUGGGUAUCUACGUCGAGUAAGUUCAAGUAGUGUGGAAUUGGAAAGUGAAGGGGAGGAGGAAGAACCCCUUUCCAGUCCACAAAGCCCCUCAAGCCCUUCUAGCACAGCCAACACCACAUCAGCAAGAAAUGAGUCGCUUUCAUCCCUCACACACCCAGAGACACAUAACCCUUGGCUUCAGCAGUGCCAUCAGACAACCCUCCACAAGCUAAAACAAAAAUCUGAUCCAUCUAAUGUUGUUGAAUGCAUAAUGCUAGAGAACCUGACCUUCAAAUUCCGGUAUCCAUGUGUACUAGACCUGAAGAUGGGAACCAGACAAUACGGGGAUGAUGCCCCCGAGAGCAAGCGCAAGAGUCAGACUGCUAAGGCUGCUAACACAACAACGAUCACAUUAGGAGUCAGAUUAGCGGGCAUGCAGGUCUACAGCAAGGAAAAGAAGCGCUAUCAUUGCAAGAAUAAAUAUUAUGGACAGAAACUUUCUGAGGAAGGGUUUAAAGAGACUUUAUGGCAGUUUCUUCACAAUGGUCACAGACUUCGACUAGAUAUAGCUGAAUUAAUAAUUAGCAAGUUAGAAGAAUUAAGAGCCAUUAUAUCUAAACUAGAUUCAGUUCGAUUCUUUACCUCAUCUUUAUUAAUUAUUUAUGAUGGCUAUGAUCCAUACAAUGUGAAACUACAUCAGCGGGAACGAGAAUGUGAGAGAGAAAGAGAGGGCAAAGAUGCUGAAAGUAACAGAGUCAAGAUGUGGCCAGAGUCUCGAGCAGACGAUGGAAACUCACCUCGGGAUAAUUGGCCUCCAAAGGAACCCUGUACACCGAGUCUAGGGGCUAAGCAUCCUGCCUAUAUGCGUGAGGCUCCAACUACAGGUGGAGGAAAGGCCCCCAGAGAGCAGAUAAGUCGAAAUGAAGGUGAGCCUCCAUAUAAAGCAAAAGGCAGAUACAGAAAUAGGAACUAUAAACCUCCGAUCGACAUACGUCUCAUAGAUUUUGCUCACUCCACUCACAAAGGCAUGGGUGAUUCAAAAGUAUACAGUGGACCUGAUGAAGGUAUAAUGCUUGGUCUUGAUAGUCUUACAAAAAUAUUUACUGAUAUCAGAGAAUCCUUUGACCAUUGACAUUUUCACAAGACCUAUUUAUUCUAGGUCUUUAAAUGUGUUUUUUGUCUAUGUUAGACAACACAUCACAUAUUCAGAUUCAUCACAUCAUGAAUAUUUCAGUCUGUUGUGUAUGUGCAAAUGUAGUCGUACAUUUAUUAUUAUUCCAUGUCAGAAAGAUGGUUGUACAUAGGGUAUCACAAAUUCUAUAUUCUGUGAAAAGAGUAUAGGUGUAGCAACCUAUGGCUUAGGCAUCUUUGACCCAUUGUCACUUUUGUGGUAAAAAUCUCAUGUUGUGUAAAUUCAUUAUUAUACAUCAACUCAUUGCAGUGCCAAAGCACCAACAAUCCUAAAUUGUGUAUUAUGGGGGAGGGGGUAAAGGUAAUGAAUAGUGAGAUUGAUAAAGUUUUAAAUAAUUCUGAAUGAUUUAGGUAGUACACUUUAGGCCCCGAACCACUGUACAUGUAUAAUCAUAAGAGUAAUCAUGGGAAUGAUUGAAGGUAAAGCUAUUGCUGGAUUGGUCUAGAGAUGCAGUAAACAGCCUUGAGAGACUGGUUGUGUGUACCUCUUGAGUUAUUUUCUCUCUUCUCUACUGAAGGGGCACUUUCAGCUUUUGCCAUGUUUACCUCAUUUUGUAUGAUUUUUACGCAAAGGAGAGAUAUAUUUUAAGAAUUUUUAAUCCAUACUCAGUGAAUUUCAUGCUUAUCCUGUAGGAGCAUUAUUAUAUUCAGCAGGCAAGUUACCGUGUUACAGAACAUGAUGGUAUAUAUUAUUGUCACUGACAGAUUGAAAAUUUUGCUUUUUUUUUUAUUUCAUAGUUUUGCCUCUGUCUUUGAUGGUGAACAAACAAAUUACAUUUAAAAUUUACACCCAAUGAGUAGUGUGGUAGUGUCUUGGCUGAAGAAUUCGAUUUUUUGCGGACCAGAAAUGUUAAGUGACCAGAUCCGCUAAUAACAGAUUAUGCUGGAGCUGAGAUGAACCCUGGUGAUCAAUACCUGUAGUAAGGUUGCAUUUUGAUGUCACAGAGGAGUUGAUGGUUUGUUUAUGGUUGUUGCUGGCAAUAUGAUAUCACCAAAUACUGAUCAAAAUAUAUCAGUGAUGUUCUUUUGGGUGCAUAGACACACAAGGGAAAGUUUGGGGAUUAAUAUUUUAGUUUUUACCGUAAAUAAUAAUAGGCUACGAGAAAUAAACUGAAAAGGCUGAACGUCAUCUACACUGAAGUGGUAGUAUAAGCUAAUUCAUUAAAUGCAGUAAAGUUUAGUGGAAUUUUAUAGUUAAUUGUCCCAUAAACGGAGAACAAAUUAAUUAUUCUUUCUGCCAUAUCAAUGUACAGUAUUGUAAAAGAUUUAUCACAAAGCCAGACAGAGUUUUUGGAUGUUCUUGCAAUAGAGUAAAUUCUGUACCACUGAGUUUUGAAGAGCACAAUUAUUCCAGUGUUGGUUAGUUAUGGGAAAAGUGUCACUAAUAAAUUUUUACAGUACUCACCACAAGCUUAACUCGCUCAUUUUUUAUUAAACAAAGCAGUACAGUAUUUCUAUCAGCUCUCUUCCACUUAAUGCAGGCCAAGCCAAGGCAAGCCACCAUAUUUUUUGUGUUCUCAUUUUAGUGGUUUUAUGGUUUUACUACUUUUCAUUUUAAUAAUAAUCUUUGUGAGUAAGAAGAAUGACAAUCCUCUUUCAUCAGUGCUUAAUGACAUUGCUCACCAAAAAUUGGAAAUGGGCUGUGAUUAGAUUUUGAAAUGCAAAAACA
Homarus americanus (American lobster) is the source of this 3271-nucleotide messenger RNA. RefSeq names its product inositol hexakisphosphate kinase 3-like (gene Ip6k). Gene Ontology annotation, biological process: phosphatidylinositol phosphate biosynthetic process; inositol phosphate biosynthetic process. Bases 116 to 1543 code for a protein of 475 amino acids. NCBI's taxonomy places the organism in Eukaryota, Metazoa, Arthropoda, Malacostraca, Decapoda, Nephropidae. Gene Ontology annotation, molecular function: inositol hexakisphosphate kinase activity. Gene Ontology annotation, cellular component: cytoplasm; nucleus. The transcript has 6 exons. The record is from RefSeq and is a predicted model, not a curated record.